AUGUAUGACAGCGUUCAGAUUCUGAAAUCGGACUCAGGUGGUGUGAGGAGCAGUGGACAUGAAGAUCAUGCUGAUCAUGAUCCAACGGUGGUGCUGUCGAACUGGAUCUAUGAUAGCAAGGGAACUGUGGCGAGUGGUUUCUUUGCUAUUGAACCUAUCGUAGGUCAAACAGUUGGCCUGUUAGCUGUGCAUCGACGAAGUCGUCAUCCUACAGCUACUGACCACAUUCAUGCCAAGCUCGUAGAAUUGACUAUAUUUCCUCCAUGGAGAAAGGUGAAACAGCGUUAUUUUUUGCAGUAUUACUAUAUAUAA
Necator americanus (New World hookworm) is the source of this 312-nucleotide messenger RNA. RefSeq lists its product as uncharacterized. The coding region runs from base 1 to 312 and encodes 103 amino acids. NCBI's taxonomy places the organism in Eukaryota, Metazoa, Nematoda, Chromadorea, Rhabditida, Ancylostomatidae. The record is from RefSeq and is a predicted model, not a curated record. The transcript has a single exon.